Messenger RNA from Puntigrus tetrazona (Sumatra barb), 2582 nucleotides. Its product is annotated as asparagine synthetase [glutamine-hydrolyzing]-like. NCBI's taxonomy places the organism in Eukaryota, Metazoa, Chordata, Actinopteri, Cypriniformes, Cyprinidae. Gene Ontology annotation, molecular function: asparagine synthase (glutamine-hydrolyzing) activity. Bases 132 to 1817 code for a protein of 561 amino acids. The record is from RefSeq and is a predicted model, not a curated record. The transcript has 12 exons. Gene Ontology annotation, cellular component: cytosol.
CUCUCGCAUAGACGGGAGACAACGGGACAAAUAUCUAGAAAGGCAGCACGUGUAUUUCAUCAGCCGAACCUCGCUGAAGAAAAACUCGCACUUCAACCGACAGAGACCAAAGCUUCUUUUCAAAUAUCAGAAUGUGUGGUAUAUGGGCCUUGUUUGGUAGUGAUGAGUGCCUCGCAGUUCAGUGCACCAGUGCCAUGAAGAUUGCGCAUCGCGGUCCAGAUGCUUUCCGCUUUGAGAAUGUCAAUGGUUUCACCAACUGCUGCUUUGGAUUUCACCGCCUCGCUAUUGUGGAUCAGCUGUAUGGGAUGCAGCCUCUGCGUGUCAAGAAGUUUCCCUACCUCUGGCUAUGUUACAACGGAGAAAUCUACAACCAUAUUAGUCUGAAGGAGAACUUUGAGUUCGAGUAUCAGACCAAAGUCGAUGGAGAGAUUCUUCUGCACCUGUACGAUCGCUUUGGGAUCCAGAAGAUGGCCAGUCUGCUAGAUGGAGUAUUCGCAUUCGUCUUGUUGGAUACUGCUAACAAAAAGGUCUUCUUAGGGAGGGACACAUACGGUGUGAGACCGCUCUUCAAACUGCUCACUGAUGAUGGCUUUCUAGCUGUCUGUUCUGAAGCCAAAGGUUUGACUCGCAUCACACACUCCAUGUCCUCCCCUGCAAAGAUCACCCCCUUCCCUCCAGGACACGUUGAGGAGUUUAACUUGAAGCCCACUGGAAAAGUGGAGUCUGUGCUGAUGGAUCGCUUCCACUGCUGCACGGAAGAACCUAAACAUGCCUCCUAUAACAAUCUUGAGGGUUUUGGCACAGGCUUUGAAUUGGAGACCGUCACAAAAAACAUUCGAAUGCUGUUUGAAAAUGCUGUUAAGAAACGCUUGAUGGCUCACAGAAGAAUUGGAUGCCUCCUCUCAGGUGGACUCGAUUCAAGUCUGGUUGCUGCAACUCUCGUGAAACUGGCCAAAGAAGAGGAGCUUCCGUAUCGCAUUCAGACCUUUGCCAUUGGUGCAGAUGACAGCCCAGAUGUUGUUGCUGCUCGCAAGGUGGCAGCCUACAUUGACAGCGAACACCAUGAGGUGAGCUUCACACCUGAGGAAGGUAUCCGUGCCCUGGAAGAAGUCAUCUUUCACUUGGAGAGUUAUGACAUCACCACUGUGCGUGCCUCUGUUGGUAUGUACCUGAUAUCAAAGUACAUCCGUGAGAAGACGGACAGCGUUGUGAUUUUCUCUGGUGAAGGUUCUGAUGAGCUGUCACAAGGAUACAUCUACUUUCAUAAGGCACCGUCUCCUACAGCGGGCGCUGAGGAAAGCGUGCGUCUGCUGAAAGAGCUUUAUCUGUUUGAUGUGCUGAGAGCGGACAGAACCACAGCUGCACACGGACUGGAGUUGAGAGUGCCUUUCCUGGACCAUAGAUUCACUGCAUACUACCUCUCUGUCCCUGAAGAGAUGAGAGCCCCUAAGGACGGUGUGGAGAAGCAUCUCUUGAGGGAAUCGUUUAAAGGGGUGAAACUCAUCCCAGAUGAGAUUCUCUGGAGAAGGAAAGAGGCCUUCAGUGACGGUAUGACAUCCAUGAAGAAGUCCUGGUACACAAGCCUGCAGGAGCACAUCGAGUCUGAGGUGAACGACGUUCAGUUGGAAAAUGCUGCCAAGCUGUUCCCUUUCAACCCCCCCACAACCAAAGAGGGCUUCUACUUCAGGCAGGUCUUUGAGAAGAUGUACCCCGGCCGCUGCGAGUGGACACCGCAUUACUGGAUGCCCCGCUGGAUCAAGGCCACGGACCCCUCGGCCAGAACCCUGUCCAUCUACAAGCCCGAUAAAGACCAGUAAUCGCAUCAAACUUCAAAACUUGACUAGAGGUUACAUCCACUACAGCAUACACAUCUGCCUCAUGAAAUGAGCUAAAUUCAAGUCUUUAGGGUGGUUUUAGUCUUUCUCAAAGAGAGCUCAAUUUGUUACUGCUCAAUUCUCCCCGGAUCAACGUUAUACAGAGUAUAACUUCAAAGAUAUGCAAUGACAUUUUGAAAUCAAGGCUAUGCUAUUGUAUUCAUGUAAAAAAAAAUUUAAUGUAAGCGUAUGCACUUUUUUUUCCUCCUCAAAUAUCUUCAAGGUUUAUAUUAAUAUAAAAAAACUUGGGAACUGAAGCAGGUUGGCUCAGCUAAGAAAAAAAGGUGUAUAGGUUCAGAUUGACAUAAUAUAUUAUUUGAGCAUGGCCACUUUCAAUUUUGGGUGAAAUAUUCCAUUAUUUAUUUCUAUUUAAUAACAACAGUUGUUACUGUUGAAUGUCUUUUAAAGGUUUAGUGCUUGGCACUGGUUGGAGUAAUAACCAUUUAGCCUUAUAGGAAGUCAGUGGAACUAAGAUUGUUUCAACACUUGAUGUAAUGUUGUGCACAAACACCAUAAUCUGAUUUAAAAAAAAAAAAAAAAAAACUAAAUUAUAAAUUUCAGUGUAUGUAACAUGAAUAUUUAAAAUAUUUUCAACCUCCUGCACUCAGUGCUUAAAGACUAGAAUUACUUUUGAGUAUUUAUGUGUGCUUAAGUUAGUAGUUUGAAAGGUCUGGUCAUAGAAUAAAGAUCUUAUUCGGAAUAUCUUAA